AUGCUGACCAUCCCAGAACGCCACUACUCAUAUGAGUGUAAAGCCACUGCUCAAGAGCGUCCCUACGUGUCGCGUCCAUCGCGAUCUCAGCAAUUCCGAAAUCCCAAACUGGUGCCCAAGCUCACAAAUGAGACAUUGAACCCUCUUGAGCAAAAGAAAGGUGUGGCGGAUGAAGAGCUGGCUAAAUUAGAAGCCCAGCGCGCCCGCGAGCGCGAGCGAGAACAGAGAGACGAUGGGCUGAUGGAGUCAGCCGUAAAACGUCAUGGAUCAGUGUCUUCUCAUUCAGUUUCUACCAUCUCCACUGGCGCUUCGCGGUCACCAUCACCUGGUAAAGACAGGGCCAGAUCCCCUGCCCAGCCGCCACGAAGUCGAAGCCCCUAUUCAGACGAUUCACAGCGUGGCAGGCGAGAUGAUAGUCGCAGUCGCAGUCGCAGCCACAGUCCUAGCCUGGAUUGUAGCCGAAGCCCUCGUGUGGAAGCUCGACACAGGCGUUCCGAUUCUGGUCGCAGUCCAUCUCCUGGAAAUUUUGACCGUCGCGACCAGUACAGGUCCCGGGACUCUUUACCUUCUGUCAAGGAGACCUUCGUCGUCGACGUUCUGAGAGCCCAAGGUCGCCCCCACCGAGAGGCAAACGUGAUGAGAGGCCAGGUCGAUACAGGACUAGGCAUGACGGUGAGAGACUGCCACCUCGUGGAGAGUUUGAUGACAGAAACCAUGGAGAAGGAGGCUCGGGUCCUGGGAACCAAGCACGAGAACGAAGCUUGA
Molecule: messenger RNA, 765 nt
Organism: Fusarium subglutinans
Lineage: Eukaryota; Fungi; Ascomycota; Sordariomycetes; Hypocreales; Nectriaceae
Exons: 3
Coding region: 1-765 (254 amino acids)
Source: RefSeq, a predicted model, not a curated record